AAUCUUCAGGAAGGUGCUAAAGUCCAUAACUUCGCCAGACUUCUAUGGCCGAUGGGUGCAACAACCCACGUCAGAAACACCUAUCGAUCCCCGCCUUGCCGAUAACCCCAAGUUCUAUCCCUUCUUUCGAGAGUGUGUCGGUGCUAUCGAUGGGACUCAUGUUCCUGUGACUGUCCGAGACAUCUCCCCCGACGCUUGGAGAGAUCGGAACGGUCAGCGGUCCACCAAUGUGAUGGCCGCGUGUGAUUUCUCCUUCCGUUUCACAUACGUUCGAGCUGGAUAUGAGGGUUCUGGCAACGACGUGAAUGUAAUGGAAAACGCUAUUGAGGAUGACUUUGUUGUUCCUCAUGGAAGGUUCUACCUUGCAGAUGCAGGAUAUGGGGCUCAUCCUGGUCUACGGGUGCCCUACAGGGGUAAGCGUUAUCAUUUGAAAGAAUGGGGCAAAGCAGGUACACGUCCCAAGAACAAAGAAGAGCUGUAUAACCUCCGACACGCCCAAGCGAGGAAUGUUAUCGAGCGAAUAUUUGGGGUGGUCAAGGAACGCUUCUCAAUCAUGAAGCACGGCAGCGAAUUCUCCAUGGCUGAUCAGUUCCGCACCAUCUACGCGGUAUGUGUCCUGCACAACAUGAUCACCACCAAGGAGGGUAUUCAGCGCCUCGGGGAAGAACUGUUCCCAAGCAUUCUGAACUUGGUUGCCGGAGUGUACGAUGAAAAUGAUCCUGGACAUAUUGAGGAAGAGGCAAGGGGGAAGGAGGAAGAUAAGUUGUUGGCAAAGGAGUUGGCCACGAACCAAAAGCUGAAGAGAGGACAAAACACAGUGGGCCUUUCUAGGUACACGGUGAGAAAGCAAGCGGAUAAGGUCAGGGAUGAGCUUGCGCAGGAUAUGUGGAUGCAAUACACUUCAUACAACGCACGGCAACAACUUGCGAACUUGUAA
Cryptococcus wingfieldii CBS 7118 is the source of this 937-nucleotide messenger RNA. RefSeq lists its product as hypothetical. The record is from RefSeq and is a predicted model, not a curated record. The annotation marks the transcript as partial. NCBI's taxonomy places the organism in Eukaryota, Fungi, Basidiomycota, Tremellomycetes, Tremellales, Cryptococcaceae. The transcript has 2 exons.